UCAUUAACACACAUAAAACCUAGACCUAUUAGCAGGAUAACCCGGUUAAACGAAAACGAAGGGUUGUACAUACACAGAAGAGAGGAUGCAAAAGUAUCAUGUAGUCCGUCAGAUUACACCACAUAAACGGUAGGAAACUCUUAUUUCUAUUAACCAGAAAGACGACAUAUGGCACCGUGUCUUGAGUGCACUCACUGAUAUAAAACCAACGUGGGCUCCUCGUUAAUGUUAAACCCGAUUGAGGCUUGGUGGAAUUUGGUCUAGUUUAAUUUAGAGUGAAAAUGAGCCUGUUGAACAUGGCAUAUUAGACCUUGGGGGAGGUUUCCAACCCGUCUUGGAAUAAACGAUAAGGUGGUUGGUUACCUAAGUGAUGGAUGGAGAGUUGGAGCCCAGGACAGAUGUGGAGGAGGGAUUAAACAAGGGGGAUGAGCCCAUGGAAACCACACCCUCAACAGAACUGUGCUCAGAUGGGCAGCGUCAAGGAACUGGUGUCAUGACAACAGACGUAUCCAAGGCUCCAGAGGAUAACGAUGAUGACGUUGUGCUGGUGGAGGGGCCUCACUUUCAGGAGGGGAAAAAAGCAGCAAGCCCCUCUAGCAACCCUGCACCUGCUGAGACCACAGACAGUGCAGAGCCAGCCACCACAGCAACAGCAUCCUCCAACACUCCUUCUCCUCUCUCCUCCACAGCAACAACAACAGCAACCAUGGCUCCCAAAAGCCAGACUGAGCCCAUUGUUAUAGACGAUGAAGAAGAUUCUGAGCAAAGAGACUCUUCCUCGCUGGCAUCGAGUCAGAACAGGGAAGCAUUAAGCAGCACAGAACCAGACUCAGAAAUCAAAAUUGCCAGCGUCACCACACUGGGAGGGUCAUGUUCAUCAGAGGUGGCAAUGUCGACGUCAGCAGAGACAUCCACAGCCCCGUCUGAAGAGGAAAGCAUGAACCUCAAAAUCACAAGUGUGACAUCAUUGAAGGGGAAUGAGGGAGCAGAGGCUGGUGGAGAGAUGGAAGCUGCAGAAAACGGUUUGCAGAUCAGUAGCACAUUCAGCCUAAACCCAGAGGCCCAGCAGAGCCAAGGGUCAGCCAGCAAACCUUCACCAACGUUCAACCCAGGGCGUGUUAAUUCAGCUACCCAGCCGGUUCAAAAUGGCGAGACGGGGACUCACCAGAGAUCUGAUUCCUGGAUCUCUCAAUCCGCAUCUUUUCCCCGCAAUCAGAAGCAGCCAGGGGUGGACUCUCCCUCUCCUACAGCAUCUCUUCCCAAAGCACCAGGCCAGUCUUCCUCAGGCUCCCAGCAGCCACCACGCACCAUGAAGGUCACCUGUGCUAACUGUAAAAAGCCUUUAAAGAAAGGUCAGACUGCUUAUCAGCGCAAAGGCUCCUCCCACUUGUUUUGCUCUACGACCUGCCUCUCUGCCUUCUCCCACAAACCCACACCCAAAAAGAGCUGCACCAUGUGCAAGAAGGACAUUACUAGUAUGAAAGGAACAAUUGUGGCUCAGGUGGACUCAAGCGAAUCAUUUCAGGAGUUCUGCAGCACCGGUUGUCUGGCUGCGUAUGAAAAUAAACAAAAUCCCCCGAAGAACACCCUCAAAACCAAGUGUACUGUCUGUGGAAAGCUCACAGAGAUUCGCCAUGAAGUCAGCUUCAAGAACAUCACCCAUAAAAUCUGCAGUGAUGCCUGUUUUAACCGUUACCGUAUGGCUAAUGGCCUGAUCAUGAACUGUUGUGAGCAGUGUGGGAACUACCUGCCCAGCCGGGCCACAGCAAAUCACUUCUUGCUUAUUGAUGGGCAGCAGAAACGGUUCUGUUGUCAGAACUGUGUCAGGGACUACAAACAGACUCAUGGAAAGAUGACACAGUGUAGUGGAUGUAAGGUGAUGUGCAGGUCUUUUGAUGUUACUCAUGGUAUUGGACCCACUGGAGUCAUGGAGCCUUAUUGUUCUUCAUCCUGUAUGAAUAAAAGCAAAAUUGCAGCUGCUGCACAUAUUGCUGAGCCUUCCUGUCAUUUCUGUAAGAGAAAUGCAUUACCUCAGUAUCAGGCAACACUACCUGAAGGGAAGGUCUUAAACUUCUGCAGCUCUCAGUGUGUCACAAAAUUCCAGAACGCCACUAUACAAACAUCAACCAAUGGUCAACUUCCUGCCUCAGCUUCCAGCAACAUCCAACUGAAAUGCAACUACUGUCGUGGCUCCUUCAGCCUGAAACCAGAGAUUCUGGAGUGGGAGGAUAAAGUGUACCAGUUUUGCAGUAAGACGUGUUGUGAGGACUAUAAAAAGCUCCAUUGUAUAGUGACCUUCUGCGAGUAUUGCCAGGAGGAGAAGACACUUCAUGAGACUGUCAAGUUUUCAGGGGUCAAAAGGCCUUUCUGUAGUGAAGGUUGCAAGCUAUUGUUCAAGCAGGAUUUUAUACACCGUCUGGGCCUCAAAUGUGUCACCUGCAACCACUGCACACAAAUGUGCAAAAAAUCUGUUACCAAACAGAUAGAUGGUGUCAGCAGAGACUUCUGCAGUGAAACUUGUGCUAAGAAGUUUCAUGACUGGUACUACAAGGCGGCGCGCUGUGACUGCUGUAAGGUGCAGGGGAACCUGACAGAGUCGGUGCAGUGGCGUGCUGAGAUGAAGCACUUCUGUGACCAAGAGUGUCUCCUCCGUUUUUACUGCCAGCAAAAUCAGCCCAAUAUGGCAACUCAGAAAGGGCCAGAAAACACAGCAUUAGGACAGACCCAUGCAUCAAAGUUAACUCUGAUUAAUCAGGGACCCGUGUCAUACGCAGGAGGAGGGAUUAUUAAGGAUGUGAAAAAUAAAGCUGUUCUAUGUAAACCUCUCACCAUGACUAAAGCCACGUACUGUAAACCUCAUAUGCAGAGCAAACCACUGCAAACAGAAGAAGAUGGCUUGGAGGGCUUGGUGAAGGAGUAUGUCCCUGUUCCAAUUCCUGUUCCUGUUUAUGUUCCAGUACCCAUGAAUCUUUACGCUCAGGCCACACCCACCUCUGUUGCAAUACCUGUACCUGUACCUGUGCCAGUGUUUCUGCCCACCACACUGCAGAGUGCUGAGCAUAUUGUGAAGACCAUAGAUGAGCUCAAAGCCAAGGUUCCCACUGAUCCUCUUGAAGCUGAUCUGAUAACUAUGGCUGAAAUGAUUGCAGAGGAGGAUAAGAAACCUGACUGCUUAGAUAUCAAAUGUGAGAAGGAGAGUGGAGGGGUUAAAAGGGAGAAAGUAAAUAGCAUCAGUGGUGGUAGCGGUUCAGAAGAAGAGGAAGAGGAGGAAGACAAGUAUGAACCUGAGCUGGACCUGGAAAAAGAUCUUCCUCAAGCCUCAGAGCUUGUGCCCACCUUGGAGGGGAUGGACGCAGAGAUGGGUUUCACACUGCCGCCUGUCCUCACUGAGGAGCGAGAGGAGACAUCCUGGACUAGAACUAGGAGAAAGGGCAUCAAGAGGCGGACCAUGGAAGAGGAGACUUCUACGGAGUCAUCUUCAUCAGCAGAGCCUUUUGCAGCGGAUGCCUCUUUCCCCCUGAGCUCCAGGUAUGGCCUGAAUGCCUGGAGGAGAUGGACUGCAUCAUCAGCUGCACAGUCCAUUGAUGUAAAAGAGAAAGGUGCUUGCAAACAAGUGACUCCAUGUCGGUUGAAAGGCAGUCUUAUUUCACUGAGCGCAGCAGAUCUGAACAAGGCUCUAACUGAGUUCGUCAGAGAGGUGCGUCGGCCCAACGGUGAGCGCUAUGCUCCAGACAGCAUUCUCUACCUUUGCCUCAGCAUACAGAAGUAUUUGCAGGAAAAAGGAAGGACAGAUGACUUGUUUAAUGACUCCUGCUACAGUGUAUUUGAGGAGGAACUUAACAAGGUUCUCAAAGGCUGGCAACCCAGCGUUCUUCCUGAUGGCUCUCUGUGGGGUCGUGUAGAGGAACCGUGUCUGUGGAGCAGCAGACAGCUAGGAGAACAUUCCCCCUCAGUUCUCUUACGCUCUCUCGUCUAUCUCAACACAAAAUACUUUGGCCUGCGCACUGUUGAGCAGCACAUGCGCCUCUCUUUUGGUAACGUCUAUGGGCCCAGCACUUCUAAACCUCACAAUCACGACACCACUGUCUGUAUUUGCAUCCCCUCCAUCUCACAGGAUCAACAUGAACCAACAGCAAGUAAGAGGAGGCGUAAAGAGGCUAGUGACUCAAACUUUGAUCAGAAUGAUGGUUCGGGAGACAUUCACUGUCCUGUUAAGAAACACGAGUGCCGCUUGUAUGAACUCUACUUGUCUAAGUGCCCUGAGUCUGUGAGGCAGAGGACAGAUUUCUUCUAUGUGAAGCCAGAGGUUGCCUCUACAUCAGACAGUCCUCUGUGGUUCACUUCAAGUCCUCUAGAAAAGUGUGUGCUGGAGAGCCUACUAACUCAAGUCCUUCUGGUGCGAGAUAUCUACAGAGAGAGCAGCCAUGAGGAGGAGGGAAUUUAGGAAAAGAACUGAGGCCUUGUAUGCCACCAUAGCACCCUCUGCAUUACAUGUCACUUUCCCUUUAAACACACUGAUCCCAUUACAGUUAUAAGCAAAGCGAAUACUGUAUGUCAGGACUUGAGGGGUUUAAGGCUUAAUACUGAUUUCUAAAUCAGUGUUUCCAGAAGACUUGGUCUGAUGAUUGGUGCUUUACGUGAAAAGCAACCCACAGACUGCUGCUUUUUCUUUUUUUUGUAUAUUUUUUGUUGUUUUUCAUUUGUUAGGAAAUUGUGUGUAUGUGAUGUAGCAUUACCUACGAUGCCCAGAUUGGGCUGCUGUGGUCUGUAAAUAUUUCUGAAAAUAUUGUUAGAGAGAGGUGAAGUGUGUGUGUGUGUGUGUGUGUUUAAAACAAAAACCAUUGAAAUACUAUAGAUAAAUAAAAUGAAAGAAAUCAUCCUCAACAUGAAUCCAACAAGCCUUCUUAAGAGAAAAUAUUUAUUUAUUGCGGUUUGUGAUGUGUUGGAGUCCUUAUGACAGGACUACGUGUGUGUGUGCGUGUGUGUGUGUGUGUAUAUGCUGUGCCAUUUCUCUCACCUUCAUUAAGAGCAUUAAAGCCUGCUGCAGCCCUUGACCACCCAUCUGUGUCUGUCUCUCUCUCUCCAACUUUUCUUUUGGAGUUUGGGUGUUGGGUGGCUUGCAGAGCAGGCUUAUUUGAAGCAGGCUUUUUGUUGGUAUUAAGCUUUUAGUGUGAAGCUAUUCUUUUGAACAAUCAGUUCUCUAAACCUUUAUUUUUUAUCCCCAAUGUGUAUUGUUUUUUCCCUUCCAACUUUACUGACGUUUGGAUGUUUCUUUAAUACAUUUGAAAUAAACAAAGCACUUGACAAAAAGUGCAGUGUUGAUUCCACA
Molecule: messenger RNA, 5329 nt
Organism: Pangasianodon hypophthalmus (striped catfish)
Lineage: Eukaryota; Metazoa; Chordata; Actinopteri; Siluriformes; Pangasiidae
Gene: zmym2
Product: zinc finger, MYM-type 2
Exons: 23
Coding region: 371-4444 (1357 amino acids)
Molecular function (GO): zinc ion binding
Source: RefSeq, a predicted model, not a curated record